GGUGAAAAGACCGUGUGGAAGAAGAUGAGGUUCAUAGUUGUGGACAUCAAAUGCGUCCACAACGCAAUUCUUGGAAGGCCAGGCAUCAAUAAGGUCGGGGCGGUGAUUUCCAUGCCCCACCUGUGCAUGAAGUUCCACACUCCAGGUGGUGUGGGUGAAGUGAAAGGCGAUCAGAGGAAUGCCCGGGAAUGCUAUGCCCGGGCAGUUAAGAAGAUGACCAAGGGGGUCAAUGUCAUCUCCCAAGAGAUCACAAAGGGAGAGACCCGGGAGAAAUUGGAGCCCGAGGCCGAGACGGUGGAAAUCGAACUUCACCCGGGUGAUUCUUCGAGGAUGGUCAGAAUUGGAGCAAAUCUCCUCGAGGAUCUCAAGGCACGGAUUACACGGGUCCUCCAAGAAUACGCGGGCAUAUUCGCAUGGAGCGUGGCGGAUAUGCCCGGAAUAGAUCGCUCUGUUAUCUGCCACCGGUUGGCCGUGAGGGAAGGAAGUCGACCGGUACGACAGAAGAAGCGGUACCUGGCCAGUGACCGGCGAGACUUCGUCAAGAAGGAAGUGAAGGACCUCCUCAGUGUUGACCUACCGGUCAACAAGCCCACUGAGCAAUGGUGGGAGAUGGAAGUUGAUGGGGCAUCCGGUCCUAGAGGAUACGGGGGUGGAAUCGUGUUCACCACCCUAGAAGGGUUCAAGAUUUACCAUGCAAUCGUCUUCAACUUCAAGCUGACGAACAAUGAGGCAGAGUAUGAAGCUCUGGCUGGAGGGCUCAGACUUGCCCAAGCCCUGAAAAUCAGCCGGGUCAGUAUCAAAUCUGACUCUGGCCUGAUCGUUGGGCAAGUGACCGAGUUCAAGAUCGCCCAAAUUCCCCGGGCGGAGAACGCGGAUGCAGACCUUCUCUCUAAAUUGACGCAGUAUGCUCCCGAGCAUGUUUCAAAACUUGCCCGGGUAGAGAUCCUUGACCGUGCAAACAUCGAAAAAUUGGAAGUCGCCGCCAUAACAGCAGCAAGCCAAUUUGACUGGUCAAACCUGGUUGGGGCGGACGACCAUUGGAUGUAUGAUCUGAUGGAAUAUUUGAUGGAUGGGAGCUUGCCAGAACAAGAUGACCGGGCAAGAAAAGUGAAGCUCACGGCACCCCGAUUCCAGGUUCUUGAUGGAAAACUGUAUAAAAGGGCAUUUGGGGGGCCACUCCUGAGAUGUCUAACCAACCGGGAGGCUGAGCGAGUCAUAGCGGAGGUACACGAAGGCGUAUGCGCGGCGCAUCAAAUGUCUUGUACGCUCUCCCAACGCAUCAUCUUAUUGGGGUAUUACUGGCCAACAAUUGUCCAGGAUUGUGAAAGGUAUGUUCAGAAAUGCAGAACAUGCCAAGUAUUCUACAAGUAUCCCGGUAGACCGGCGACCUACUAUCACCCCGUAUCGAACGUAAUCCCGUUCGCUAGAUUCGGGGUGGAUAUCAUUGGAGCCUUCCCUGUCGCCCAAGGAGGGAAGAAAUUCGUGAUCGUAGCCAUCGAUUACUUCACUAAAUGGAUCGAGGCCGAAGCAUUGACCAACAUUACCACGCAACAAUGCAAGAAAUUCAUUUGGAAGAACAUCAUCACGAGGAGGGCUCAUGGGGAAACUCCAUUCUCCCUAACCUAUGGGUGUGAAGCAAGGCUGCCCAUCGAAGCUGAAUUCCCAACGUUUCGGGAAUCAAAUUAUCAACCCCAACAAAAUGAAGAAGACCACUUGGCCGAGCUCAACUUGGUCGAAGAACGAAGAAUGUUCGCAGAGGUUAAAAUGAGUACAUACCAACAAGUUGUGAAGAAGUACCAUGACAACAAGGUUGGGCCGCGGUACUUCCAAGUUGGAGAUGAGGUCCUACGAAGAAGAGAAGCAAGUAGACCCGGCGAUGGAGGAAAACUGGCAAAAAACUGGGAAGGCCCAUACAGGGUUAGAGCCAUCAUUCGACCAGGAACAUACCGGUUAGAAAUUUUAGAUGGUGUACCGAUAGAAAGAACUUGGAAUUCCCACCAUCUUCGCAAGUUCUACAAAUGAUUGUAAUACUAGGUGAGGCCUAACUACAUUAUCAAUCAAAGUGAUGUUCAAUA
Cuscuta campestris is the source of this 2075-nucleotide messenger RNA. Lineage: Eukaryota; Viridiplantae; Streptophyta; Magnoliopsida; Solanales; Convolvulaceae. The record is from the annotation of a GenBank genome assembly.